UGCCCAGGCGCAAGCACCGCGGGCGCUCAGAGCUGGUGGCUCUGCUCCUGCGGUUCCUAAACCUGAGUGGUGCCUGCAGGGAGCGCAGCGGCAGGCACCUCUUGGCCCGGGACAUUGGUGGCUUGUCUGGCCCCCCGGCCUCCAGAGACCCGGGCGGAAGACGUCUGGGACCCCGCCCGGUCCCUCCCGCGGGCAGGCGGGGCGGCCCCACAUCGGACUCCUCCCCCGCAGCCCGGCAGGGAUCAGUCGCGGUGCGCGGUUCCGCAGGUGGCAGCUAUGGUCCAGUCCUGAGCGCCCCGCCAUGGCCGGCGCCCCCAGCCUGCUGCGCCUGGCGCUCCUGCUGCUCGGGGCGGUGGGCAGGGCUGGUCCCCGCCCCCAGGGCGCCACUGUGUCCCUCUCAGAGACAGUGCAGAAAUGGCGGGAGUACCGACGCCAGUGCCAGCGAUUCCUCACUGAAGCACCACCUCUGGCCACAGGCCUCUUCUGCAACCGAACCUUUGAUGACUAUGCCUGCUGGCCAGACGGGCCCCCAGGGUCCUUUGUGAAUGUCAGCUGCCCCUGGUACCUGCCCUGGGCCAGCAAUGUGCUUCAGGGCCAUGUGUACCGGUUCUGCACAGCUGAGGGUCUCUGGCUACACAAGGACAACUCCAGCCUGCCCUGGAGGGACCUGUCGGAGUGUGAAGAGUCCAAGCGAGGGGAGAGAAACUCCCCCGAGGAACAGCUACUGUCGCUGUACAUUAUCUACACUGUGGGAUACGCACUUUCCUUCUCCGCCCUGGUCAUUGCAUCGGCCAUCCUUGUUGGCUUCAGACACUUGCACUGCACCCGGAACUACAUCCACCUGAACCUGUUCGCAUCCUUCAUCCUCCGCGCACUGUCCGUCUUCAUCAAGGACGCCGCCCUCAAGUGGAUGUACAGCACGGCUGCCCAGCAACACCAGUGGGAUGGGCUCCUCUCUUACCAGGACUCUCUAAGCUGCCGACUGGUGUUCCUCCUCAUGCAGUACUGCGUGGCGGCCAAUUACUACUGGCUGCUGGUGGAGGGAGUGUACCUCUACACGCUGCUGGCCUUCUCCGUGUUCUCGGAGCAGUGAGUCUUCAAGCUGUACCUGAGCAUAGGCUGGGGUGUUCCCAUGCUGUUUGUCAUCCCCUGGGGCAUUGUCAAAUACCUCUAUGAGGAUGAGGGCUGCUGGACCAGAAACUCCAACAUGAACUACUGGCUCAUCAUUCGACUGCCCAUUCUCUUUGCUAUUGGGGUCAACUUUCUCAUCUUCAUCCGGGUCAUCUGCAUUGUGGUAUCCAAACUGAAGGCUAAUCUCAUGUGCAAGACUGACAUCAAAUGCAGACUUGCCAAGUCCACCCUGACGCUCAUCCCCCUCCUGGGGACCCAUGAGGUCAUCUUUGCCUUUGUGAUGGAUGAACAAGCCCGAGGAACCCUACGCUUCAUCAAACUGUUCACAGAACUCUCCUUCACUUCCUUCCAGGGCCUGAUGGUAGCCAUCUUGUACUGCUUUGUCAACAAUGAGGUCCAGAUGGAGUUUCGGAAGAGCUGGGAGCGCUGGAGGCUGGAGCACUUGAACAUCCAGAGGGACAGUAGCAUGAAACCCCUCAAGUGUCCCACCAGCAGCGUCAGCAGCGGGGCCACCGUGGGCAGCAGCGUAUAUGCGGCCACCUGCCAGACUUCCUGCAGCUGAGCCCCAGUGCUGCGCCUUCCUGUGGUCCUUGCUGCUGGCUAGGUGUCCAUCCCAGGUGGGAGCGACCCUCCCAGGGACAGGGACGGGGAGGGACACAGGCACACACACACACACACACACCCCUUGCUUUCCCUUCUCCAAACCUCUCAGACAGGCAAGUGGACAGUGCCUCCCGGGACUGUAGACACAUGUUCUCCAAGGAGAACAGCCUGCUAAUUUAAUCACCCUGGCAGGAAGAGAGGAAGAAACGAUUGCGGCUAAAACGAGGAGGACUCCUUCCUGUUAAAGCCACAAGGCCCUUGGGGUUCCCUCGGACAGAACAGCAAAUCAGCCCCGGACUCCUACUCAAGGGCAUUGCUGGUUAGUGGGGUUGGGACUUGAGAGAGGAGCGCUCCCACAAGAGACCCACGGUUCUAACCUCGGCCAACACAGAGCUUGGCAAGGUGAGCGGCUGCUGCUUUUUGUCUGCCUGGGGUUGCCACCUGCGUCAGCCUCCUCGUGAAAGAAGAGAGGCUUGCUCCAUGCUCCUGGGUUGCUGGCAUUACCCCGUCCACCUGUUCGUCUCACCAUCCAUCUUGCCUUGGGACCAGGGGCUUUCUUGGAGCUACAACCCGCAGCUCUCUCUGGAAGUGGCUGUGAGUGAUGUUUGGGAUAAAUACCAAGGAGACGCUCAGAGGUCACUGUUGCUGGUGCCCGCUUCUCACCCAACCCUUUAAGUCACUUUGCUCUCAGCUUCUGAUGUGCCUAGUGGUACUAGGGCAAGUCCUAUGGUGAGGAGCCCAGACCCUGCGGUGUGAGGUUAAGAAGCUCAAAUGCCCUCCUCUCAGGUUCAUGUGGAGUCACUUAAGGAAUGUCCCCCUAGGAGUGUUGAUGACAUGAAUCUAGAUGAGCAAGAUAUCCAUUGCCUCCAUCCCUCCACCAUAUCUGUGACCAGAUUCCAUGUCUUGGAUGGGAAUUGGGGUACACCCUCUGAAACCAAUAGCUCCUGACAUUGCUAAGAUGGCAGGCUGCCCCGACUUUGAUAUCCUCCCACUUUAAACACAUAUAUACACUUAUAUGUGUAUGCAAGUAUAUACAUAUAUAUGUAUAUAUGCACUUUAUCCCUUCCCCUUUAUUGCGGUGGCUGUUGUGUCUAUACCGACAUACAAUUCUGAUUUCUCCCACCAGAUAGAAGAACCAAAUCAUAGCUGUUGUUAUGUUUGAUGGGUGUGGGGGAAGUGAUCGAUUUUAUCCUCCCCAGACUCCUCCCACACAUAAUGAGCAGCAGAUAGGGCAGGACGGAGGAAAAUCAGUCACUCCUACCCCUAGCCACCAUGGUAAAGUUGUCAGGGGACAGCAGUGCAGAGACUCAGACCCAAGGACGGCCUCCCUGGGGAAGGCAAUGAGUUUGGAGAGGCCAUGGAAGCUUCCAGAGCUGGAAAGAAGCCUAGUAGUCCAGACCUCCUUUGAGGUUGGGGUAAGGGUGGCUUCAGACGGGAGUCUCAUGUGAGGCCGAUCUCCCCUUCAUCCUGUGGAAAGUGGGGGACCCUCCCCAAUGCUUUCACUAGACACAUUCUCCUGUGCUCCUUGGAGAGGCAUGGGGCAUGUAUGGGAGAUAAUAAUGGGCCAUAAAAUAUACCAGGCAGAAAAUUUCUUCUCCUUCGGCUUUGACCGAGUGUUGUGUCUAUGUUAACAGGGAAGUGGAGCCUCAGGCUAGAGAAAGGCCAUGCCGCCUUGCUACCUCCUUAACCAAGACACAGGGUUCAGUGGGGGAAGUGGGCCCAGGAUCGUCCACUCCCUAAGAACCAGGGCAGGCUUCCCAUUGGGCACCUCUUUCUUGCUUUCCCUCUGGGAACAGUGGACAGAUAAGCAUGGGAUAAACUGGGGACUUUGGAGAAUCAUUAAUUACCCGUGAGUGAAAGGAAAAGACAGAUUUAAUAGGCCUGAAAUAAGGUUUUCAGGGGAGAGAUGCUGGAAGAGUGUAGGCAACUCAGUAGGAGCCGUUUAUGUGGGGUCCUUCCCCCCUCUGGACUCUGGAUUCCCGGCUUCUCCAAGAUUUUCAGUGCAGGUUUCCCUUGCCAGACUUGUGAUACUGAAGAAAUGUUUGCCUUUCCUCAAAUCCCCAUUCUAUUUAUGUUUGUUUGAAUGGCACCACACUUCCCCUGAGCUCUUUCCAAACUUGCCCAAGCUAAAUAUAGCUCCCCUAGGCCUGGGAAUUAUCCAGUGCUAUGUACUCUGAGAUUCCACUAGCUGUUUACAUGCCUCAUGCCAUAAGUCUAAGCCUGUCAUUGCUGAGAACUCUCUGGCUGCGCCUGACCCUGUCCUGGGGCUAAUAUUGCUGGCCUAUAGGGUGUGUAUGUAGUGGCUUUGAUGGAGAUAUACAGCCAGUGGGAGCAUAUGGUAGUUGUAGGUGGCUGCUGGCUUCAGCACUCUGGCCAGCUCCUGGGACCGUGGUAGUGGCCGAAGUCUCAAAGACUCUCAUAGGCUACUUCAACCUUUGAACAGCUAAAUCAUUGAGCUUCACAAAUCACUUACACUGCCUUCUCUUUCAAACGACUUUCUGGAAGGCAAGCGUGAUUACAAUUGCCCUAGCACUCGAGACGACAUUAGUGGGGUUCUGGGAUGCUUCGUAGGCAGGAAAGAUCCUGACAGUUCCUCCUGACCUUGAUCUACAGAAGUGAGGAGAGAGGCUUGCAAAAAGGUUUGCUGGGGGCCACAGCACUAGCCUGCCAAUGCGGAUGGGCCUCUGGGCAGGCCAGGUGAACGCAUGAAUGGUCAUUCAAGAUGUGCCAAGUACAAGUCCUCAAGUGACCUGGGAUUUAUAUUGAGGAAAUGGAACAGCAAAGGUGAACCCACCACAUGGCAAAGGUGUCGCCCCUGGCAAGAGGAAUCAGGGUGUGUUUUACAGCAUGAUCUAGUAUCUCCCUCAUUCUUGUCUUAAAAUUAAGAGAUGAGGGGAUGGAGAGAUGGGCCAGUGGUUAAGACUGUGAGCUGCUUCUGGAGAGGACCCAAGUUCCCAGCACCCACCCACAUCAGUAGGCUCAUGAUCUCUUAUAACUUCAGCUCCAGGGUAUCUGACACCCUCUUUUGACCUCCACUGGAACCUGCACACAUGUGGACAUGUGGCAUACACACAACUCAUGCAAACACAUAAUACACAUAUACACAAAUAAUAAUAAAUAAAAUCUUCAAAAACAAAGAGAUGAAAUGCAUCUGAGCAUAUCGGACUCAGUAUUAGAGAGAGCAUGGCAUUCUCAAUGACUCUCUUACAGUUUUUCAGAUUCAUCUUCUUGUUAGGAGGCAUAUGAAGGGACUGAACGAAACAAAAUGGUGACCCAGAACUUCAACUUUCCCCCUCUAGUGCUCCCUGAAUUUUGGAGCGCUGUCACAAAUUGGACCACUAGAUGGUACAGCACCCCCAAAGGACAAAUAGAGUCAGUUUUCAUUCAUGCCUGAGCUGGCUGUGUUUCAGCAAUCCAAGGGAAAGAACACUAUGUGUGCCUGUGUUUGUCCUGUGCAUUCCAGUCCAAGGUGAGGAGAUGCAGGAGCCAGGUUCAGUCCUCCUCCGCCAUGAAGGUCACAGGCCUGCACAGCCGGGGUGGGGUGGGUAUGCUGGCUAGGAAUCUGGCAGAUGCAGCCCCUCCAUGCACAGGCAGGGCUUCCAUUAUCACUAAUGCCUGCAACGUGCUCGGGGAAGGCAGAAUAUGUUUCAAAGCCUUAUUUUCCAUCUGCUGAAUUGAUUCUAAUCUACAGGGCCGACUCUACUUUUGGCUCCUAGGAGGCAAACUUUUUUUUUUUCAAUCCUCAAAUAAUAAAACACGAGGAUUGAUUUUGCUAAGACUGCUAUGCAAAUGGCAUGUUAAAUAUUCAACAGAAAGCAAAUUAGCAUCAACUCUAAUGUCACGGUGGGGUGGGUCCCCUCCUCAACCUUUUUUUUGAUAGCUCAAUCGAGUUUCCUUGUUGAGAAAAGGGGUCCAGUUUGAGAACCUUCUACCCACAUUGCCAUGCUCCCAUGCUGUUGUCUGCAGCCUGAGCCAUUUCUCUGGCCCUGGGGACAACCACAUCAAGAAGAAUUAUUCAGGAUCAGCGAGAUGGCUCAGCUGGUCAAAGCACUUGCCUAUAAGCCAGAUGACUCGCAUUUGAUCCUGGGUCCCACAUGUUAGAGAGAACUGAUUCCCAAAGUGGUCAUCUGACCUCUACAUGCAUGAGAUGGCAUGCAUAUCCCCCAACACAUACCCACAUAAUAAAUAAAUAAUUGUAAUUUAAAAAAAAUUAAAAGAAUAAUAGCAGUCACAUUGCUUUGGAAAAUAUUUUUUUAAAGAAGUGUGGGUAAGCAGUGUGCUUUUGGGAGCUUUCCUUGGUUCCAUGGUAUGUCUAGAGCACAGUUAUUUCUACUCUGCUGAUGGGAUGAUUGGCAGGAUGUUGUGGAAUGAUGCUCUUGUACACUGUAAAGAUUUGUUGCUCGUAUUGGUUUAAUAAAACACUGAUUGGCCAGUAGCCAGGCAGGAAGUAUAGGUGGGGUGACCAGACUAGGAGAAUUCUGGAAAGAUGAAAAGCAGAGACAAAGUCACCAGCCAGAUGCAGAGGAAGCAAGAUGAGAUGCCUUACAGAGAAAAGGAACCAAGCCAUGUGGCUAAACAUAAAUAAGAAUCAUGUGUUAAUUUAAGUUGUAAGAGUUAGUUAAUAAUAAACCUGUGCAAUAGGCCAAACAAUUUAUAAUUAAUAUAAGUCUCUGUGUGCUUAUUUAGGGCUGAAUGGAUGUGGGACCAGGCAGAGAAACUUCUGUCGAUGGCAGAAAACAGAUAAGGUUAAUUGUAAAUUUGAACAGUAAAUAAGACACCUUGUUAGAAACAACAAAGUGCAUCAACUUCGGUUUUGUUGUUAAGGACCUCACUGUGUAUUGCAGACCAGCCUAGAGUUUUCCAGUCUGAAGGAAAAACAAAAAAUAGAACAAUAUUUUAAAAAUAAAAUUUAGAGGACUUGAAAGACCUAUUAGAUGUUGUGGUGGUUUGAAUAAAAACGGCCCCCAUAAGUCCAUAGGAAGUGGUACUAUUAGGAGGCAUGGCCUUUUAUGGAUUUGGUGUGGCUCACAGGCAACCCACAGCCACCACAUUCUCCUAAGAUCCAGAGAGGGCAACAUACCCCAACGAAUGGAACACCCACUUGACAAAGAUAGGACUAGAUAUCAGCCCCAGAAUUGCAAACAUCCCAAACUCAGGUGCCUAAAGACAGAACCAAUCAUAGCCAGGACAAAUAUGUCUCCACUAGAGCCCAGCAACCCCACUACAGUGGGCCCUGAGAAAUGCAUCGUAGCUGAGGCAGAAGGCAAGGAGUGCGAAAUGGCCGUGAUGAGCAGGAGCCUCAGAGGCAGGAGUCUCAGCAACAUAAUCAGGAGAUGGAACAGAGAGACGCUCAGGCAUUGCUGACACAGUAGAGGGAAUAGAUACCUACGUCAAAGAAAGUGCUAGAUCCAAAAAAAGGGGGCACAAAACAUCCAGGAAGUCUGGGACACGAUGAAAAGACCAAAUCUAUGAAUAAUCAGAAGAGAGGAGGAAGGAAAAGAAACCCAGGUCAAAGGCACAGAAAAUAUUUUCAACAAAAUUGUAGAAGAAAAUGUCCCUAAUCUAAAGGAGGAGGUACCUGUCGAGGUACAAGUAGCAUACAGAACACCAAACAGCCUGGACUGCAAAAGGAAAUUUUCCGCAGCACGUAAUGAUCAAAUCACUAAACGCACAGAACAAAGAGCAAAUACUAAAUGGGAAAAAGACCGAAUAGCAUCUAAAGGCUAUCUUUUAGACUAGCAGCUGACUUUUCAAUGAAGCCUCUAAAAGCCAGAAGGGCUGGACAGAUGUUCCAUAAACUCUAAAGAGAACUCAGAUGCCAGCCCAGAUUACUAUACUCAGCCAAAGUUACAAUCAUGAUAGAUGGAUGAAGAGAGGCAUUACGUAAUAAAAACUAAAUUCUGGCAGUAUUUUUCUACAAAUCCAGCCCAUGAAAGGUGCUAGAAGGAAAAUUUCAAUCUCAAGGUUUCAACUACACUGAAGAAAACACAAAAAAUAAAUAUCAGACCAUUAGAUCAAAAAGGGCAGAAGCUCAUACAACAACAAAAUAACAGAAAUCAGCAAACACUGCUCACUGGUAAUUAUCAACAUCAAUGAUCUCCAUUCCCCAAUGAGAAGACAGACUAGCAGCAAGGAUGGGAGAACAGAAUGCAUUCUUCUGCUGCAUCCAGGAAACACGGCCACAUCAAGGGUAGACAUCACCUCAGGGUAAAAGGAUGGAAAAAGAUAUUCCUAGCAAAUGGACCUAAGAAACAAGCUGGCAACGCCAUUUUCAUACCUGUCAUAAAGACUUCAAACCCAAUUAGAACAGAUAGAGAAGGGCACUACAUACUCAUCAAAGGAAAAAUCCACCAUGACGAUAUUGCACUCUUAACACACACCCGACACAAGGGCACCCAGGUUCAUAAAAGCAACAUUACUGCAGCUAAGUCACAUAUUAAUCCUCAUACAGUGAUAGUGGGCGGCUUCAGUACUUCACUCUCCCCGAUAGAUGGGUCAUCCAGACAAAAACUAAACAGAAAUGCUGGAGUUAACUGAUGUCCUAAAACAGAUAUCUACAGAACAUUACAUUAAAGCACAAAAGAAUAUGCCUUCUCUGCACCUCAUGGAACUUUCUCCAAAGCUUAUGUCUACAUACUUGGCCAUAAGGCAAGUCUCAACAGAUACAAGAAAACUGAACUAACACCCUGCGUUGAAGAAUAUUACUUUAACUAUGACAAGUUGUGUUUGUUUAUGCUGCAUUUGUUUAAUGAUAUAAAGAUGCGUUGGUUUCUUUGUCUGCCUAAGGCACCUGAUUGGUCUGAUAAAAAGCUGAACAGCCAAUAGCUAGGCAGUACAAGGAUAGGCAGAUCUUAUGGGGAGAGAGACUAAGUAGGAGGGGGAAUCUAGGCUCUAGAGAAGAGAGAAUGAGGAAGAAAAAGAGGAGAGGGGGAUGCCCAGGGCUGGCCAGCCAGGAGACUACCAGCCAGACAGACACAGAGUAGGACAUACAGAAUGAAAGGAAUGAGGCAAAAUGUAGAUGAUGAGAAACAGGUUGAAUUAAGUUAUAAGAGCCAGUGGGACAAACAUAAGAUAAGGCCAAGCAUUCGUAACUAAUAAUAAGUCUCUGUGUCAUGAUUUGGGGGCUGGCAGUCCAAGAAAGCCUGCUACAACCCUGCAUGCUACCUGACCACCAUGGGUUAAAGGUGGCUAUCAAUAACGGAAACAACAGAGAGCUUACAAAUUCAUGGAAAUUGAACAACAAGCUUUGGAAUGAGGAAUGGCUCAAGAAAAAAUUAAGGAAGAAAUUAAAAACUUUCUAAGUUGAAUGAAAAUGAAAACCCAGCACCCCCGAACUUAUGCGACCCAAAGAAGGCGGUUCUAAGAGGCACGUUCAUUGCGCUAACUGCAUUCAGAAAUGCUCCAUGUUUCCACAUUUAUGUGACUCAUGGAUUACAACCCACAGUUACAAAGCUGGGCGCAACAGAGCCAUAGCUAAGCUCAGUCAUGGGCAGUCCAGAAAGAUGGCGUGAGGGCUGUUGUUUGAGUCACUACAUCUUGUCUAUAUAGGAAACAAGACAGUGCCUGCUUCCCCGGCUCCUCGUUGAUCUUCUGGCUCUGUCAUCCUUCAGCUUGCUCUACGGAAGAUAAGAAUAUGUAAUCCCAGCUACUCUGGAGGCCAAGGCAUGUGGGCCACAGUUCAAAACCUGCUUGGGCUAGAGAGUGAGAGUCAAGGCUAGCCUAGACAACGUGGUAAAACCGGGCUGGUGGUGUGCUACAGCUGUGAGCGCUUGACAUGCUUGCUAGCAUGCAGGAGGCUCUAGGCUCAACCCC
Molecule: messenger RNA, 9546 nt
Organism: Alexandromys fortis (reed vole)
Lineage: Eukaryota; Metazoa; Chordata; Mammalia; Rodentia; Cricetidae
Gene: Glp1r
Product: glucagon like peptide 1 receptor
Exons: 13
Biological process (GO): positive regulation of blood pressure; cell surface receptor signaling pathway; adenylate cyclase-activating G protein-coupled receptor signaling pathway
Cellular component (GO): plasma membrane
Molecular function (GO): glucagon receptor activity; glucagon-like peptide 1 receptor activity; peptide hormone binding
Source: RefSeq, a predicted model, not a curated record